Zymoseptoria tritici IPO323 is the source of this 714-nucleotide messenger RNA. RefSeq lists its product as uncharacterized. The record is from RefSeq and is a predicted model, not a curated record. The annotation marks the transcript as partial. NCBI's taxonomy places the organism in Eukaryota, Fungi, Ascomycota, Dothideomycetes, Mycosphaerellales, Mycosphaerellaceae. The transcript has a single exon.
AUGUGGCUCCUCAACGCCACCACCAAGCAGCUCGAAUUCUUCAACGAGCAGGACAAAUACGGCCGCUACGCCAUCUUCUCCCACGUCUGGCUGAGCAAAGAUCAAGAAGUCACCUUUCAGGAUAUCGAACAUGGCACCUACGAUCACAAAGCCGGAUGGGCCAAGGUCGUCAAUGCUUGUCGCCGUGCGCUGGAGGACAAGCUGGAUUACUGCUGGAUCGACACUUGUUGCGUCGACAAGACUAGCAGUGCGGAGCUUUCCGAAGCGAUCAAUAGCAUGUAUCGUUGGUAUUAUCAGGCAAAGGUGUGCUAUGCAUAUCUACCGGAUGUGCCAGAUGUGCCAUUGCGAGAAUCGAAGUGGUUCACAAGAGGCUGGACGCUACAGGAGCUGAUCGCACCCGGUCACGUCCUAUUCUACGACGGAGCAUGGAACUUCCUCGGCAGCAAAAUCAGCAUGGUGAGAGAACUGGCCGAGAUCACACGCAUCGACGCCAAUGUCCUGCGAGACCGCGAGAAUCUCAUGUCUGUCAGCGUCGCCGCUCGGAUGGCUUGGGCGGCAGACCGUGCCACAUCGCGCGAGGAAGACCGUGCCUACUCACUGAUGGGCAUCUUCGACGUCAACAUGCCGAUGCUGUACGGAGAAGGCCGCAAAGCCUUUACUCGCCUGCAAGAGGAGAUCAUCAAGAUCUCAACAGACCACUCGAUCCUCGUCUGG